AUGAAGCUGCACUACAUCGGCAUCCUCCGAAACGAGAGCCAGCCCGCUCACGAGAUUGUCGCUGAGAAGGAGCUCAGCAGCUACUCACGAUUCACACGCAACAACUAUGGCGAGUUCAUGACCCUUUUCGCAAAGACCGUCGCCGAGCGCACCCGUCCCGGCCAGCGACAGGAUGUCGAGGAGCAAGACUACACCUUCCACGCCUACGGCCGCACUGAGGGCGUCUGCGGCAUCAUCAUCUCGGACCACCAGUACCCUGCCCUCGUGGCGCAUCAGCUCCUCAGCAAGGUCGUCGAUGAGUUCCUCUCCAAGAACCCCCGAUCCAGCUGGGCCAGCGGCACACCCACCCUCGUCAUGCCCGAGCUCAAGGAGUACCUCACAAAGUAUCAGGACCCUCAGCAGGCCGACAGCAUCAUGAAGAUCCAGAAGGAGCUCGACGAGACAAAGAUUGUCCUCCACAAGACUAUCGAGAGCGUGCUACAGCGCGGCGAGAAGAUUGACGACCUGGUGGCCAAGAGUGACGGCCUGAGCGCUCAGAGCAAGAUGUUCUACCAGCAAGCCAAGAAGCAGAACUCGUGCUGUGUUCUGAUGUAA
Molecule: messenger RNA, 594 nt
Organism: Fusarium falciforme
Lineage: Eukaryota; Fungi; Ascomycota; Sordariomycetes; Hypocreales; Nectriaceae
Product: Synaptobrevin-like protein YKT6
Exons: 5
Coding region: 1-594 (197 amino acids)
Biological process (GO): endoplasmic reticulum to Golgi vesicle-mediated transport
Cellular component (GO): Golgi apparatus; membrane
Molecular function (GO): SNAP receptor activity
Source: RefSeq, a predicted model, not a curated record